Setaria italica (foxtail millet) is the source of this 877-nucleotide messenger RNA. RefSeq lists its product as uncharacterized. NCBI's taxonomy places the organism in Eukaryota, Viridiplantae, Streptophyta, Magnoliopsida, Poales, Poaceae. The transcript is spliced from 2 exons. Bases 97 to 567 code for a protein of 156 amino acids. The record is from RefSeq and is a predicted model, not a curated record.
AGCGCCUGGUGGCAACAGCAACGCAACGGAUAAGGCAAACGCUGGCACUGCGCUGCGCGAAACCUCUCGCCGUAGCGGACGAGCCCCACUCCGGCCAUGGCGCGGGGCCUCGUCGCUGCUGCUCUCUGGUCGCCAGCGCGCCUCGGCGCGAGCACGUCACCGUCGUAUACCGGCCAGCCUGUUCGGGUCACCGCCCGGCCGGUGGGAGGUCGCGGGCGGCGGCGUGGCCUCAUGGUCGUGCGGGCCGGCGGGCCGCCGAGCACCAACCAGCUCAUCCUGGCCUUCGUGCUGCCGCUCUCCCUCUUCGUCGGCACCCUCGUCACCGCCGCCCGCGUCGCCGACGACCUCGACGAGCGCUUCCUGCGGGAGAUGGAGAUCAACAAAGCGAUAAUGGAAGAGAACGAGGCGUCUGAUGAAGAGGAAGACGACGACAGAGAGUAUGAUGAAGAGGAUGAUGAGGCGGGAGAGGAUGACGAGCAAGCCCCGGUGGAGGAAAAGGAACCCGUUGUUGUUGGCGCAGCUGCUGCUGCAACACGCACCAGGAACAGGCCGAGAAGACAAGUAUAACAAGACCCAGGAAAGCUGAUGCUGAUGUGAUCUUCCCCUGUUCUGAUUAAGUCUGGCGAUCGACUCUCUCGUCUCUUGGAGUGGAAAUAUGCUUGCAAGUGCUACAGUUUGACUGGGGAAGCACGCAUGUUAUAGUCACACACCUGCAGUGUAGUACGUUGAAACUUAGUCCUAUACACAUGUAUUUGCAAGAGUAUAUGCGAUCACGGAAUGUAGCAUUACCUGUUAGAUGAACCCUGGAGUAUUGCCUGUCAUUCUGUCAAACCACAAUGAUCCGAAUCAUGAAGAAUGCAGAUAUCCUUGUCAUGCC